This is a messenger RNA of Emericellopsis atlantica, 1558 nucleotides long. RefSeq lists its product as uncharacterized. The transcript is spliced from 3 exons. The record is from RefSeq and is a predicted model, not a curated record. Gene Ontology annotation, cellular component: cytoplasm; nucleus. Lineage: Eukaryota; Fungi; Ascomycota; Sordariomycetes; Hypocreales; Bionectriaceae. Gene Ontology annotation, molecular function: translation elongation factor activity. Bases 124 to 1350 code for a protein of 408 amino acids. Gene Ontology annotation, biological process: translational elongation.
UAGCGCGGGGUAAGGUGCAGGUGAAUAAAAUUUCUUGAGCGGUGGCAGCGUCGACUUUUCUCCUCUCUCCCCAACCAACUCCAUUCGAUUAUCAUCUUGAUUAUUUUCGAUAACGUCGACAAGAUGGCUUUCGGUACUCUCUUCACCAGGGGCAAUGACAACCCCCGCACCACCGCCAUCAAGGCGGUUGCGAAGGCCAACAACCUCGAGCUCAACAUUGUUGAGGCCGACCCUCAGAAGCCCACCAUUGAGCACCUGAAGGCCAACGCUCUCGGAAAGAUCCCUGCCUUCCUCGGCGAGGAUGGCUUUGCCCUUUCUGAGGCCAUUGCCGUUGCCAUCUACGUGACCUCCCAGAACGAGAAGACCACCCUGCUCGGCAAGACCAAGCAGGACUACGCUUCUAUCCUGAAGUGGAUGUCCUUCUUCAACUCCGAGGUCCUUCCCCCUCUGGGUGGAUGGUUCCGUCCCCUCCUUGGCCUCGACUCCUACAACAAGAAGUCUGUUGAGGACUCCUCCGUCCGCGCCCUCAAGGCCAUCAAGACCGUCGAGGCUCACCUCCUCCGCCACACUUACCUCGUUGGUGACCGCAUCACCCUCGCCGACCUGUUCUCUGCUGGUAUCAUCACCCGCGGCUACCAGUACCUCUUCGGCAAGGCAUGGCGCCAGGAGUACCCCAACGUCACCCGUUGGUACGAGACCGUCAUCAACCAGCCCAUCUACUCGGCUGUCGCUGAGAAGCUUGAGUUCCUCGACGAGCCCAAGCUGACCAACGUCCCCCCCAAGAAGGCUGAGGCCCCCAAGGCCGCCGCCAAGGCUGCUCCCGCUCCCGCCCCCGCCGCUGAGGAGCCCGCUGAGGCCCCCAAGGCCAAGCACCCCUGCGAGCUGCUCCCCAAGUCCGCCUACCCCCUGGAUGACUUCAAGCGCUACUUCUCGAACAACGACGAGGCUGAGUCCAUGAAGUACUUCUGGGAGAAGGUUCCCUUUGAGGACUACUCCAUCUGGCGCGUUGACUACAAGUACAACGACGAGCUCACCCUCGUCUUCAUGUCCAACAACCUGAUUGGUGGCUUCAACACCCGUCUCGAGGGCUCCCGCAAGUACCUCUUCGGUUCUGCCUCCGUCUACGGCGAGAACAACGACUCCGUCAUCCAGGGUGCCUUUGUCAUCCGUGGCCAGGACUACCUCCCCGUCUUCGACGUCGCCCCCGACUACGAGAGCUACAGCUUCACCAAGCUCGACCACACCAAGGCCGAGGACCGUGAGUUCCUCGAGUCCAUGUGGAAGUGGGACCGCCCUGUCACCGUCAACGGCAAGGAGUACCCCCACGCCGACGGCAAGGUCUUCAAGUAAGCGCCUGCGCUCACAACCAAACUCAAAGAAAAGAAAAGAAAUCAUGACGGAAUGUUUGCAAUGAAUGACAUGAAGGGAAAGAAUGUGGGUUAUGAGGACACGCGUCGUACGAAUAUUUCGCACGACAACACGUCGCACACACUCUCUAAUUUUCAUAUGUCGUGGAUGCAGAGAUCUGCUCCUAAACAAAGUAGGACGAAAUAUACAU